Clonostachys rhizophaga is the source of this 1023-nucleotide messenger RNA. The record is from the annotation of a GenBank genome assembly. NCBI's taxonomy places the organism in Eukaryota, Fungi, Ascomycota, Sordariomycetes, Hypocreales, Bionectriaceae.
AUGCCGUACGAGCUCCGAGGCACGAACGAGCAGAGGGAGGCGAGGAGAAUUGAAACUCGCCUCAACUUCGACUGGCUUGGAAAGAGCUGGCUCCCCUACGACAUUCUCAAAAUCGAAGAAGCCAACAUCUCUCCCAACUCCAACAUCGAGGCACGACUUACUGUGCUUAACCACAUGAGAGACAUCACGAAGUCAGCGAAGGCCAGCCACAUGAGGCUUUCCUAUCUUUGGAGCUUUGGCGGUCCUCUCCGUGAGGCGUAUAAGGAAGAGAGCUCACUGACAAGCGAAGAAUUCUGGAGGAUUGCGAGACAAAACCUGUCGGAAAGCGAGGCCCGCGCCAACUCCUCUUCCUUGAGCCAGGCAUCGGACAACGAAACAAACGACGCCGUUGCGAACAAACCGGCCCACUGGAAGCGACGCACAAUCAAGUUUCGAUCUUCAAGAAAUGUGCCCGAGCAAGCGCAAUCAACCGAGGCGCCGAAGCCAACUCCCAACCCCAUCGGCUCAGACCUAACAACGAUCUCUCCGGGGUAUCUCAUCAAUAAUGAGACGAGCAGUCAGCUCAAGGAACGCCUCGACACACUGACUUCACAAAUCGACAUAGUGAAGUCUCACAAGGAAUACCUGGAUGCCCGAAUCGCGACUUUGAAGCGGGCAGUCGAGAACCUUGAUGCCUUUCGAGGCGGAAUAGGAGUGACUUUCGACACCUACCAGGCUCGUUUUUCGACUCUUUUCUCUCACGGUAUCGCGGUCGGCACCAACGAAGCGGCGGAACUUGGCAGCUGCCUUGACACGAACGAAACAAGCGACUUGGCGGGAUUCUUUCAGAAUGACUGUGCGCAGUUCAAGCGGAAGCUGGAAGCACAUCGCGAAGUGUUCAAGUGCAACAUCGACGAAGCGUACCGCAAUUUGGCCGAGGUCAUGAAGGAGUCAGAGAAGCUCAACGUGUACAACAAUCUUCUCAAGGAUGUUUGUCAGUUGAAGGAGAACAUGGAACGCCACCCCGGUGCUUGGAAGAUGUGA